Molecule: messenger RNA, 1084 nt
Organism: Puccinia graminis f. sp. tritici CRL 75-36-700-3
Lineage: Eukaryota; Fungi; Basidiomycota; Pucciniomycetes; Pucciniales; Pucciniaceae
Exons: 2
Coding region: 151-528 (125 amino acids)
Source: RefSeq, a predicted model, not a curated record
GUCGAAAGCACUUUCAAAACUAACCCAGAGGACGCCCGUUCGACUCGUGUGCUUUACUCCAAACCAUCUCACUAAGCUAGCUUUCAUCUUCAUAACCAUACUGUGAAUUGUGUAGAGAGCCUCGUUUUUUUUUUGCGUUGAUUCCCCUCAAUGGGAAUAAUGUCUUCCCGUUCGUGGCCGAAGUUUAGAAAAAUGGUGGAGGAAGCUCCAACCCAACCUUCGCGUAACGAAGAAGUUCAAAAGACCUCAGAGUUACCGAGCUCAUCACUCAUGAAGAAAGUUAAAGCCAAGAUUCGUGCUGGACCGAAGAAUUCCGAUCUGCCAGCUUCUCCUAGUGAAACCACUCGCCCGGAGAGAAUGGAGCCAGAAUUACCGCCGCGCGCACGAAGAACAGUCGACCGAUUUUGUCAAGCUCACGGAUUCUCAAACCCGUUGCAGGUUGAUCCGAACGUCCCAGGAAAAAAACACAGCGGUUAUCCGAAGAAGAAUUCAGGUGAGACCGAUGGAUUGGGCGCAGCGCAGCUAUAACUUCCUCGGAAAGAAAAUAUUUCAAAUGGCCAUUGCAAGAAGUUGGCUUACGCUUGCAAACUUACAUGAAGUGAAGAAGUUUGAAGGCUAACGCGUCGCGGUUACAAGAUGUUUUGUCUCGCUAUUUCUUAUUCGGGGAUCCCAAAUCAACCCCUCAUUCUCCUAAGAAUUCUCAGAAGGACUUUCACGGCAAUAGCACGACUUAGUAACGGACGAACCAAAGCACACGGAACUGUUACGCUGAGGAUCCUAUGAAUCUUGAUACACUUUUCCUCCCAUAUUUCUGUCUUUUCCAUUUCCAUUGGAGAGCUUUAGCUCUAAAAUACACAGCACUAUCGGCUUGUUGAACACACGAUUCAUGUAGAGCUUGCGUGAAAUCAGAUAAACACCUCUUGUUCAGAACCCACCCUAACCCUCAUUGAUUUCCCCAAUUUACAUAUUAGCUAGUUUUCAACACUUUUUUGUGACAAAAAAAAAUCAAUGUGAAUUUGUGUUGGUAUUAAGAGAGAAGUCUGAAUGCGAAAAAAAGUGUAAAACGUAUUUACAAACAUCCUAU